CAACGGAAUUCGACAAACCAAUGAAAGACGAGCGUGUGGUUCACCUUUUCCCGUCUUAACUUGUGAAUUGCAAACGCAAGAGUCAUUCGCACAGCCAACACAUAAGUCAGCCGCCAACGUAUCUCUUUACAACCAUUUAUAAUGCAUCAACGACAGGCCCGAUCCUUCUGGUUGUAUAGUUCCGGUCUCUCCCAAUUUUUCCCGUUAUAGGAAUGUAUCUAUAGCCUGACUUGAGAUCUCUUGGGUAUUCAUUUUGACGAUAAGGACAUACUGCGUUCUGGUAUUUAUUAUGGGCGAUCCCAGUAAGAAGUUAUUGGACGAGCUCCGGUCUCUCUUGGAUGAGACUACUAUUCUGUCCAUUUCCAGUGACUAUAAUUUAGAAGAUCCUGAGGAAUUUUCUGCUGCGCGACAAGUCCUGCUGACCAUUUCUAAAGAUGUGGAAGCAGAAGAAGCUACUGGCUUCAAUCCAAGCGGUCUAGGUGUCGAUGAUAUUGUAGAUAUCAAUCCCUCCACCCAGGAUGAUGGCGCGGAAGUCGCUGGCGCAGCUAGUAGCGACAUGAAGAGUGUUGACGGCUUUACUGUCACAACAGAGAGUUCCAUACCCCCGAGUCUUGUAUCCUCGGGGUCAUCGAAAACGUCUACCCUUGAGAACUCCGGGCUUCUCCAUGUAGACAUCUUUGACGGCCUUACGGACAGUGAGAAGGAAGAACAGCUCAUUCAGAUAUUCGUCUCCCUUAAGCCUAUCGAUGUGAAACUGUCUCUGCAGAAGUCCAAGGGUAAUGCGAGCCUCGCUAUUGACGAACUCCUCAACCUGCAAUGGCUUGAGCAGACCGGUCAACGUCCUAAAGGGGUCGAUGGCUUUUAUGUAUCUGAUGAUGACAACAUUCCGAAUAAGAGGAGGAGGAAGGGCAGAAAGAAGAAGAAAGUGGCUAAGGUGACGUUAGCCAAACAUGCUGAUUCGGAAAGUACAUUUCAGGAAGCAAGCGACGGCGACACUGUACAGAGUGCGGAGCAUAUUGCGUUCAUAUCUGAUAAGCUUAAUCUGCCAUCUUCAGAGGUAACAAGCAUCUACCAACACCAUAACGCCUCCCUUGGAGCUACUGUAAUCAAAAUUCUGGAUAAUUACAUUAUUAUGGGUAUAUCUUCAUCAGACCCCCAUAUGCUGUCUGACGUCCAGCGGGAGAUGGGUAGAUUUCCCUGGGUACCUCAUGAGUAUGUCAAAGCCACCUUCGAGGUCUGCUUAACGCAGAGCGAUGCUAUAAGCAUUAUUCGUAUAUUAGCGGACCACUUUGAGAAGCCGGCAUACGUGAAAUACGAUGUAUCGUACAGGGUGGUAGCGUCAGGCUCUGAGGAAAUUGAUAUGCCCGAACCUACAAAAGCGUCGGAUUCGAGGCAAUCACCAAGAUCUCCUACAGCUAUCCGUUCGCCAACAGUUGAUCUGCCCAUGCGGGCUUCAACUCGUCCAGGGAAUCUUCAAGCUGCCGCAGCUGCCUCAAAGACAAUUGCCGAGUCAAGAAACCACUCAUUCUCGUCAGCUGCGUCAGCCUUCAAGAAGGGCAAAUCCGACCCUCUAUUUAGACAAGCCGGCGCGUACUACGCUGAACGUGCCCGGCAACAAUCCAUGAGCUACCGGCAAGCUAAUAGUGUCGAGGCGAACUACCAUGUCGAUCGAAACAGCACAGAAAACACGAUCGAUCUCCACGGCGUCACGGUGCAGGAUGGCGUCGAUAUUGCCCUGGAUCGAGUAUCGAGAUGGUGGCAGAACCUCGGUGAGGAGCGAGUACGAAAAGCGAAGACGGGUGGGCUUACCGUCGUUACUGGCAUUGGUAAACACUCUUCAGAUGGGAGGUCGCCGUUACGCAUUAACGUUAUUAAGGCGCUCAUUGCUGAUGGCUGGAAAGUCGAGAUACAAACUGGAUCGUGCCUCAUCACGGGAAGACAGUAGAGAUUACAGACAUUAGCUUUGAGGUCACUGUGCAGAGUACACAUCAUACUGCAACGAAGGAACAUUGGACAUGGGCAGUGUUUCAAGGCCGAGGAUCGCAAGGAUAUAGAUGAUUAAUCAUUGUUGCAAUAGAGAGAAGAUACCGAAAGAUUAAGGAUUCCAUCUGAACUUAUCUGCUACUGCUGAACCAUUCAAUAAUUUAUUUGUCUCUAUUGCAUUUGUGGUUGAUGUGAAUAUGAAUUGGAUGUAACACAAGUCUAGUUAUGAGUCUGACAGGGCAAUGGCUUGUUUCGGUGUAGAACGGAGUAGAAUUCUUGUCAAAUAGAUCUACGGCAACACAAAGACAUAUAUACUAUGUAAGCUACCUUAUGACUGACAUAUGGCAGCAAAGGAAGCCAGAAAUAAUUCUAGAACAGCAGACUAAGUUCAUACAUAAGACAGUUUUCAUAAUUAACAAGGCGAGAUGGCUGUCUAUUAUAUAAGAUAACAAUCAGAAUAGUCUUAAUUAGGAGGCCUUAAAUGUACGUACGUAAUAUGCAUUGCGU
This is a messenger RNA of Daldinia decipiens, 2490 nucleotides long. RefSeq lists its product as uncharacterized. The transcript has 3 exons. The coding region runs from base 290 to 1945 and encodes 551 amino acids. Lineage: Eukaryota; Fungi; Ascomycota; Sordariomycetes; Xylariales; Hypoxylaceae. The record is from RefSeq and is a predicted model, not a curated record.